AUGUCAGAAUUUAGAGCGUUCAGUGCUCCAGGGAAAGCAUUACUGGCCGGCGGAUAUUUAGUUCUGGACCCGAAAUAUGAUGCGCUUGUAGUCGGUUUAUCAGCAAGAAUGCACGCUCUAGCCUAUCCUUACGAUUUAUUGGAGAAACUGGACAAGUUUGAAGUGCGUGUGAGAAGUAGGCAAUUUAAAGACGGGGAGUGGUCAUACCAAGUAAGCCCUGAAUCAGGCUUCAUUCCUGUUUCGGUAAGCGGAUCUAAAAAUCCCUUCAUUGAAAAAGUCAUUGCCAAUGUUUUCAAUUACUUUAAGCCUAACAUGGAUGAUUAUUGCAGUAGGAAUUUGAUUGGCCUUAUGGAUGGGUGA
Saccharomyces eubayanus is the source of this 360-nucleotide messenger RNA. It is a transcript of the gene ERG8, whose product is annotated as phosphomevalonate kinase. Gene Ontology annotation, cellular component: peroxisome. Gene Ontology annotation, biological process: isopentenyl diphosphate biosynthetic process, mevalonate pathway; ergosterol biosynthetic process. Gene Ontology annotation, molecular function: phosphomevalonate kinase activity. Bases 1 to 360 code for a protein of 119 amino acids. The record is from RefSeq and is a predicted model, not a curated record. The transcript is spliced from 2 exons. Lineage: Eukaryota; Fungi; Ascomycota; Saccharomycetes; Saccharomycetales; Saccharomycetaceae.